AUGCCCAGCAGCUUUGCAGCACAGCAGCAGGGGAGCCGCAAUCCACACCAGAACCCAGUAAGGUCGCACAAGGGAGGUUAUCUGCGUUGCCCAUUCAACAUUAGCCCCAGCUAUGCGGAGCUUGCCGAGAUGCGAGUGCGCGAGGAUCUGGCGUGCGGCGGCAGCAGAACUGCCGUGGCAGACAGGGACGGGAUGAUGGCGUCUUUAUCCACAGGACCGCAGGUGAACGGCGACGGCAUUGAUGGCGACUUCGGUGGUCGUCCGUGGUGUCGUGCUGGUGUGGGGGCAAGCCGUUUGUCUGGAAAAGAGAAGCGAAUCCAGCAAGAGCAGGCUGAGCUCAUCUACGGCCGCGGUGCCCUGGCUUCGGAUGAUGGCAUCGGGGAGGCUACCGGGACGGUAUCCGUGGGGAGCGGCCGAUCUCGGGAGAAUAUGUUUGCCGUCGAUGUGCGCGACCAAGCGGCGUUGCAGCAGGUUGUGCCGCGCGCAGUGCGCGAGAAGGUGAAGCGGCGCAAGUUCGAGAAUCUCAAGAAGGAGUGUCUCCCUCCUGACCAUUACCACCGUCACGACUGUGCUCCGAUGCCCACGAAUCGCGCAGCCGGUAGCGAGGUGAGAGAAGAGGAUGAUGUGGGACUUGACUCUGAAGAUCAUACUAAGGCGCCUCUCCACAAGCGCACGCUUCUCUCCCCAGCAGCAGCUCGCUCCCCCCGAAACGAUACAUCGCGUUUGUCUCACUCUGCAGGCAGUGAAGCCCAUCCUAGCAGCAGCAGCAAUGGUGCCAGUGCUGGCGCCGAACGGUCGCCACGGAGCGGGCCGUCCGGUGCGUCAGUUCAGCGUGCGCCUCUCCAGGCACCCACCCCAGCUCCCGCCUCGACAACACCGAGAUGCCCGAAGAACCGCAUGCAGAUGUUGGACGACUUGCGGGUAUCUGCGCUCGUGGGAAAGCGGCGCCGCCGAUAG
Messenger RNA from Leishmania braziliensis MHOM/BR/75/M2904, 957 nucleotides. RefSeq lists its product as hypothetical. NCBI's taxonomy places the organism in Eukaryota, Euglenozoa, Kinetoplastea, Trypanosomatida, Trypanosomatidae. The record is from RefSeq and is a predicted model, not a curated record. The coding region runs from base 1 to 957 and encodes 318 amino acids. The transcript has a single exon.